GGUCAUGGAGGAUGGGCAAAAUGCAAUCAAGAUACUUGCAAGAGAUGAAGCUUUCUAUUUCAAGAACAAUGUUGGAGCCACAGAAGAUCAAAAGUGUGAUUGGCUGUCCUGUGAAUCUGAACGGGUAUCGAAAGAUCUAGAUCAGCUCACUCUGGACCCCCACCAAUUGAAAUAUCUGAAAGGUUGUGCAUUGAAUGUUGGAAAUAAGUAUAACCUUAAAGCUGAAGAAAUACUUAUUGAUGCUGCAAAAAUGAAUCCUACUAUGUUUGAAAUAUGGAAUGAAUUAGGGGAUUGCAUCUGGAAGAAAGGAGACAAAAAAGGAGCUCGUAAUUGUUUUGAAAGGGCUCUUAAUCAGGAAAGAAACAAGGUUUCUCUGCGAAAUCUAUCUAUUGUGAUGAGGCAGCAAGAGUCUGUAACAAAUGCAGAAAUUGAGGAGAGCGUGAAAAUAAGCAAAGAAGCAGUAUCCUUGGACGUCACUGAUGGAACUUCCUGGUAUAUACUUGGCAAUGCAUACCUUGCUCAAUUUUUCUUAUGCGGACAAGCCUCAAAUGAUUUAAAAUGUUCAUUGAAUGCUUACAGUAAAGCCAGUGCUGACGAAAAAGUAUUGUCUGAUCCAGAUUACCACUACAACAAGGGCAUAGUCUUCAAAUAUUUGGAUGAUUACAACAAUGCUAUUGCUCACUUUACUGAUGCUAUAAGUAUCCACCCUCAGUUUUCUGAGUGCCUCAGCGAGCUUAAUGAUCUCAAAGAUCAGAUCUUAAAGACCAGACAACUUAUUAAAAACAAAGGAAAGCUUAAAGGGAAAAAUAUUGCUGUGAUGCUGAGAAAAUUAAAGGAAAAGAGCUUGAGCCAGAAGCCUACUAAAGUUUCAAUGACAACCUUUGAUAAACUUAAUGCUGGUACAAAUGAAGACAAAGCAAUCAACUGCAUUUUAAUAAGCAGUUUUGUCCCAAAUGGAAGAACACCUUUUGUUUGUAUUUGUCUUGACACUGAAAGUAACUGCUUUGCAUUGAACAUUUAUAAUAUUGAUUGUGGAAAAGCACCUAAGCUGGGAGAUGUCAUGACUGUUCCUUAUCCCCAAAAAUCUGCAGUUAAUAUUGUGAUUGACAAUGAGUUGAAUGAUUUUGAGAUGUUACGGAUUGAUACUCCUUUGAACAUGAUGAUCAAUAACAGGCAACUACCGCGGGAAACUUUAGCUCCUCUCAAGUUAACUACAACAGCAUUAACGUGAAUUGAUGAUAAUCGUAGUUAUUUCAACUGUUAAUAAUUUCUAAAUAGCAUAGGUAUUCUUAUUAAUUGUUAUUUAGAGUGAGCAUACCUAGUACUGUUAUGUAAAUUUCCAGAGUAAAUUAUUGUUUAUAAUAAUUAUUUGAAGUUCUGCAUUCUUUCAGUUGUUUAGAAAAACAGCAUUAUAUCUUUAUCUUCUCAAUAUGGCAUAAAAACUAGCAGAGUUGGUUCAUAAAUCAGGGGUCUCAGACUCAUGAACAUUCUGUCAGUAAUCCAAUUACAAUAAAUAAUCGAUCUGUAAAAUAUGAUGCUGUCGGAUAUCCAGUGUUUUUAGUCUAAUAAUUAUUUUUAAAUAUUUUAUGGGCUUGACUAUGGUUUGUGAGGUGUUCAAGCAACUUAUAGUGCUUGCUUUUUUGCAUGAGAAAGGGAUUUAAAAUCAGUCAAUUUGCAGUGAAUCGACAAAUAUGUUUGCUUUGCCUUCUCAGACACCAGUCAAGUGUAUGGAAAUAAAUUGUACCUAUGAGCUUUAUUUUGGUAAAAUAAUGUAUUAUAUUUAUAUAAAAUAUGAUUAUGUCAUAAUAUUUAUGUUAUGUGAUGCUAGAUUGUGUAUUUGUUACAACUUUUUAUUAUGUGCCA
Molecule: messenger RNA, 1863 nt
Organism: Bolinopsis microptera
Lineage: Eukaryota; Metazoa; Ctenophora; Tentaculata; Lobata; Bolinopsidae
Product: tetratricopeptide repeat protein 5-like
Exons: 1
Coding region: 5-1231 (408 amino acids)
Molecular function (GO): protein binding
Source: RefSeq, a predicted model, not a curated record